Molecule: messenger RNA, 2690 nt
Organism: Daphnia pulicaria
Lineage: Eukaryota; Metazoa; Arthropoda; Branchiopoda; Diplostraca; Daphniidae
Gene: Prp40
Product: pre-mRNA-processing factor 40 homolog A-like
Exons: 17
Coding region: 148-2598 (816 amino acids)
Biological process (GO): mRNA cis splicing, via spliceosome
Cellular component (GO): U2-type prespliceosome; U1 snRNP
Molecular function (GO): RNA binding; protein binding
Source: RefSeq, a predicted model, not a curated record
AAUACCGUGGCAACCGUGCUUGUUAAUACUGAGUAGUAGGUAGUAGCCCACGCUUAGGUGGAAAUUGGUUCUGUACGAAAACAAAGCGUGUAAAGUGCCAACCGGCUCCAAAAAUCGUUCAUUUCUUAUGAGUGCCAGUAUAGUGUCAUGUCUGGAAGUGGAACUUCAUCUAGCAUGUCAGCACCAGUAGUACCAUCAGGAUCUUUUCCAUCAGCUUUACCUCCAUAUGGAAUACCUCCUCCAGGUUUCAUACCUCCAACUCCUGGAAUUCCUCCACCAUUCGGGGUGGCAAUGCCAAGCAUGGCACCCCCUUCUGUAUUUGGUGUACCACCCUUUGGCGCUUCUGCAGUCCCACCCUCAGGUUUUUUCCCUCAAACUAUGCCUGCACAAGGAAGUAUUGAAAAUAGUGAAAACAAGCGCACCUGGACUGAACAUAAAUCCCCAGAUGGAAGAACAUACUACUACAACAACUUAACUAAGCAGAGUUUGUGGGAUAAACCAGAUGAGCUUAAGACUGCAGCUGAGAUAAUGCUUUCACAAUGUCCGUGGAAAGAAUAUAAAACUGAGGAUGGAAAAAUUUACUACCACAAUGUUUCUACUAAAGAAUCAAGUUGGACCAUUCCACCAGAACUUGGAGAGCUAAAAAGUAAAAUUGCAACUGAAGAGUCAAUUAAGACAACAAUAGCAAAUGGCCAAACCGGGACUGAAAUUUUAUCAUCAACAGUUCAAAUAAGUACAGCAGCUAUGACAGUGUCUCAGUCGGUUGUCGCGGAUAGCUUACCAACUCCAACGCGUGCUCCAAUAUCAGCUCUUGAUCAAGCAAUGGCGGCAACAUUGGCUGCAAUAACCGUACCAUCUCCACAAACUGAAGAUAGUAUGGAUGCCAAACCUAGUCCUAGCAGUGACAGUAGAACUAGUACUCCAGAACCAAAAACAACCUUUAAGGACAAAAGAGAGGCAUUAGAGGCAUUUAAAGAGCUGUUAAGGGAAAAGAAUGUACCAAGUAAUGCCAGCUGGGAUCAGGCUCUAAAAUACAUUCAACGAGAUCCCCGAUUGGCUGCAUUGGGAAAAUUAACUGAGCGGAAACAGGCAUUCCAUGCUUACAAGACCCAAAAACAGAAAGAAGAAAAAGAAGAACAAAGGCUAAAAGCCAAGAAAGCCAAAGAGGAUUUAGAAGCUUUUCUUCUUGUAGACUCCAGUAUCAGUUCAACUACCAAGUACUUUCGUUGUGAAGAAAUCUAUGGGAACCUUGAGGUAUGGAAGAACGUUCCAGAAGGUGAACGUCGAGACAUUUAUGAAGAUGCCAUUUUUCACUUGAGUAAAAGGGAGAAAGAAGAGGAAAAAGCCCUGCGUAAACGUAAUAUGAAAAAUUUAACCCGUGUGUUAGAUUCUAUCACCGAUAUUACCCACAGAACGGCAUGGACUGAAGCUCAACAACUUCUGCUUGAUAAUCCUAGCUUUGCAGAAGACAACGACCUAUUAGCGAUGGAUAAAGAAGACGCUUUAGUUGUUUUUGAACAACAUAUUCGUGAAUUAGAGCAUGAAGAAGAGGAAGAAAGGGAGAGAGGUAAACGAAGAAUUAAACGUCUACAACGUAAAAACCGGGAUUCUUUCCUGAAUCUGCUUGAUGAACUACAUGAAAAUGGCAAAUUAACUUCAAUGUCUUUAUGGGUCGAACUAUACCCAAUAAUAAGCACCGACCUACGAUUCUCUGCUAUGCUAGGGCAGCCAGGUUCGAAUCCACUUGACUUGUUUAAGUUUUAUAUAGAAGACUUGAAAUCUCGAUUUCACGACGAAAAGAAAAUCAUUAAGGAGAUUCUUAAGCAAAAAUCGUUCGAAGUUGAUAUCAAAACAACAUUUGAAGACUUUGCUACUGUGGUGUGUGAAGAUAAACGAUCAGUAAUUUUGGAUGGCGGCAAUGUUAAAUUAACUUACAACGCUUUACUUGAGAAGGCUGAAGGUCGGGAGAAAGAAAGGUUAAAGGAAGAGAACCGACGUUCAAAGAAAUUGGAAAGUGCAUUUCGAAAUCUUCUUAGAGCUAAAGAAUUGGAUCAUUUAGUUAGUUGGGAAGAUUCAGUAUCAAAAUUGGAAGGAGAUCCUGCAUUUGAUGCGAUUACUGAGGAGUCCGAUCGUAUUCGUAUAUUUAAGGAGUAUCAACGUGACAUGGAAGAGACAUGUGGCCACCAUCAUUCGAGAUCUAAAAAAAAUAAGAAGAAAGAAAAGAAACAAAAAAGACGAUCCUCAUCUUCGAGGUCACCUUCCACCACAAGAUCGGGUUCCAGGUCAAAAUCGCGAUCCAAAUCUCCUUCCCGAUCUAAAUCUGAUGAAAAUGAAGCGAAGCUCGUUGAUGAAGAACUACCAUCUACUCAUAAGAAAAGCAAGAAAAAGAAGAGCAAAAAGAAGAAAGAACGUAGUCGUUCGCCGUCGUCAGAUUCCGAAGAGAAUCGGACAAAGGAAAAGAAGAAGGACAAAGAAAAAAAAAGCAGAAAUGACAGCGGUAAUGAUAAGAAGAAUAAAGAAGACGGUGAGUGGAGUGAGGAUGAACUAGAACGAAGAAGGCGACUCCUGUUGGAACAACUGGCGGAAGAACAUCAGUGAUUCAUCACUUCUAUUUUUUUCUUUUUUUGUUUAAGUGUUCCUUUUUUGAUCGAGUUUUCAUUAAAGUUUGAAAUAAAACGAUUCAAUUUCAA